AUGUCAACUGGCCGUGUGACCCUGCGUGUCGGCUGCUGCAGUGCACGUUAACGUGUAGGCAGUGGUUUGUGCACGAUGUGGACGAAUAUUUGUCGUCGAAAUUAACCGCCGCGAUUCUUAAUUAUCCUCAUGAUGAAAUCUGAACGUAAAUGCGCUAUUUUUAUCGCAGGACAAAGUCGAGUGGUGCCACAGUGUGUUGUCAAGUUUGUUCAAGGCGGCGUUGAAUGAAAGGUCACUGUGCCCACUACGUCUUUACUUGGAGCUUCCCGUAUGCGUUUGAAAUGGACUUGUGCGCCGUGUACGUCGUUGAAAUUAUACGCUUAUGGUCUAACGGAAGCUGACGGGAAGCUUCAACUCGAUGAUCUUGUAAAAUAUAGUAUAUAAUAGUUGUAUCACAAAACAGGCAAUAUGAUAGCUAAAGCAGGAUCGUUCUCCCUCCAAGCCCUCAACUUGCGACAAAUCGCUCGGGUUUGGCGCGGCGGUAAGCAUUGUUUUGAGCCGGCGCGGCUGGUUUCGAGCGUGAGAGAUGAAACCGCCACCGACGAUGUCCUGUCCAUCUAUUACCGGCUUCUCGGUCAGGGCGAGCUACUUCCUGACGAAAAUCAGCUGAAAAUCGCCCAGCUGCUGAAGGAACUUCAAAUCAAAGUUGCAGGUUACACGCCGCACACCCCAGGCUUGUUUGAAAAGUGGCUCUUCAGGGCAAAAAAACCAGCCGACAAGCCACAGGGGUUGUAUAUAUAUGGUGCAGUGGGUCGAGGCAAGACAAUGUUGAUGGACAUGUUCUACGAGUCCACAGCGGUGGAGAGCAAGCAGCGAGUGCAUUUCCAUUCAUUCAUGCUGGAUGUUCACAACCGCAUCCACAGCUGGAAGCAGGAGUCGGCCCAGUCCGGCCAAGGUCGCAAGUCACCUCAGUAUGAUCCAAUUCCACCUGUUGCGGAAGCAAUCUGUGCCCGGGCCUGGCUGUUGUGUUUGGACGAGUUCCAAGUGACAGACAUUGGCGACGCCAUGAUCCUCAAGCGCCUGUUCAGUCACCUGUUCAACCUAGGUGCUGUGGUCAUAGCCACGUCAAACCGCAAACCUGACGAUCUGUACAAGAAUGGUUUACAGCGCAGCAACUUUGUGCCUUUCAUUGAUGUGUUGAAGAAAAACUGCUUGCCAGUUGCUCUCGAUUCUGGUGUUGACUACAGAAUACAGAAAGGUGCCACCAAGACCAGCUUCUAUUUUGUCAAGUCUGAGUGCGAUGCAAAUGCGGAGCUGGACAAGCUGUUCAAGGUCCUGGCUAGCCAAGAGAAUGACAUCGUUCGAGCACGUGUGCUCACCAUCAAGGGACGCAACGUUGAGUUCCACAAGACAUGUGGCCGCAUCUUGGAUGCUUCGUUCUCAGAGUUGUGCGACCGUGCGGUUGGUGCCGUUGAUUAUCUGGCGCUGAGCCACAUAUUUCACACGAUACUUGUUCGAGAUGUGCCCGUGCUGACCCUACGUGAGAAGACUCAGGCUCGCCGAUUCAUUACCCUGGUGGACACCCUGUACGACAACCGGGUCCGCCUAGUCCUGUCGGCUGACGCUGUAGCUGACAAGCUCUUCCAGGCAGUCAAAAGCGAUGGCAGCCUGACUGACGAGAACCGCUCGCUCAUGGACGACUUGCAAAUUAGUGAUAAGAAUGUGAGCAUCUUCAGUGGCGAAGAGGAGAUGUUUGCCUUCGAAAGGACUGUGUCACGGCUCAACGAGAUGCAGAGUGAAAAUUACUGGGCACAGGCGAGCAAGGAUGUUUAUUAGGAUGCAGGAACGGUGCAGCACUGGUUCACAAUUUUCCUGCAAUCUCCCUACUGACAGUGCCAGCUUGGUCAUGAGUGCGCAGCAGCAGCGCAGCACAGUGAGCGCUACUGGCACCCCGCUUACACACGUCUGCUGUGCCUACGCAAAGCGGUGUGUGUUUAUGCCCAACCAUAUUUGCAGUUUGGGACCUCAUAAACUUACAUGGACAGGACACGAUGGACAGACAAAACACUAAGGCAGCACCAUGCACCCUACACGGCACGAUUUCGUCACAUUGCCUCAGAAUAAAAUCUAAAGAAAAAAAAAAGCCCAAAGUUGCUUCACCACACCCCACCUUUGUGUCACAUUGCAUCACAGGCCUCCCAUGCCCGUUUCCCUUCUGCCCUCUCGCCGACAUUGGAGGGGUGGAAUGGAGACGGGAUAGGGGCGAUGAAGGCAUGCUGCACGGCUCAAAGGCAGCUGUGGUUCAUGGCAUAUUUUUCUUUUUCCUGGACUUCGCCAUCCUUUUCUUUUCAGCACAAACACCCAGUAGCUAGAUUAAACCUCUGAUUGUUAAAGCCAAUAACGUGGCAUGGAAACAUUGUAGAAAGCAGUUUAUUUUACCAUAGAACAUGCAACAAAGUUCACAAUACAGCAGCUGCUCAUUCUUACAUCUGAAUAUUAUUAAAACCAGCAAUGCUAUAGGUGGGUUUGACUGUACUCCUUUCUGCAAAAUUAAAAUGUUUGAAUGUUUGUCCCUUUAGCAUUUUUGUGCAACCCAGUUAUAACAAUGGGAUUUUCUUGGAAUUUGAAUAAAGUUAUAAGUGAGUUCCACUGUGCAAUUUUUCACAGGUGGGAGCUGCUAC
Dermacentor andersoni is the source of this 2621-nucleotide messenger RNA. Its product is annotated as putative ATPase N2B. The record is from RefSeq and is a predicted model, not a curated record. Gene Ontology annotation, molecular function: ATP hydrolysis activity; ATP binding. Gene Ontology annotation, cellular component: cytoplasm; mitochondrion. Lineage: Eukaryota; Metazoa; Arthropoda; Arachnida; Ixodida; Ixodidae.